Messenger RNA from Juglans microcarpa x Juglans regia, 1475 nucleotides. RefSeq lists its product as uncharacterized. The record is from RefSeq and is a predicted model, not a curated record. Lineage: Eukaryota; Viridiplantae; Streptophyta; Magnoliopsida; Fagales; Juglandaceae. Bases 163 to 1245 code for a protein of 360 amino acids. Gene Ontology annotation, biological process: NADPH regeneration. The transcript has 12 exons. Gene Ontology annotation, cellular component: cytoplasm. Gene Ontology annotation, molecular function: nucleotide binding; oxidoreductase activity.
AUAGUCUCCGACUCUCCAUCCUCUAGUUAUGCACACUGCGCAUUGCACAUGUAAAACAAUUGCCAUUUCCCAAACCUCAAGCUUUAACAUUUAUUUAUUGUAGUACAGACAAUUGAGGUUGAGGAACUGCAAGGAGGUUGAAGAACCCAAUUGCAAUCAGAAAUGGAAAAGGGGGCAGCCCAGAUAGCUAUAAUUGGAGCUGGGAUCUUCGUGAGGACUCAGUACAUUCCCAGACUCUCCGAGAUCUCUCACCUCUUCAAUCUCAAAGCCAUUUGGAGCCGUUCUGAGGAAUCAGCGAGAGGUGCUGUUGAGAUAGCUCGCAAACAUUUUCCAGAAGUGGAAUGUAAGUGGGGUGACAAUGGUCUUGAUGAGAUCAUCCAUGAUUGUUCAAUAAUCGGGGUUGCGGUUGUUUUGGCUGGACAAACACAGGUUGAUUUUUCACUGAGGCUGCUCAAGGCAGGGAAGCAUGUCCUUCAAGAGAAACCGGCGGCAGCUUCUAUAAGUGAGUUGGAAACUGCACUUUCAAGCUACGAAUCUAUUUGUGCCAAUCUCCCUGGCCACCCAAUUUGGGCCGUGGCAGAAAACUAUCGAUUUGAACCUGCUUUUGCUGAGUGCAACAAAUUGAUGGCUGACAUUGGGGAUAUGAUGAGUGUCCAAGUUAUCAUUGAAGGAUCCAUGAGUAGCUCAAAUCCAUACUUCUCAAGUUCAUGGAGGCGUAACUUCACAGGGGGUUUCAUCCUGGAUAUGGGAGUUCAUUUCAUUGCUGGAUUGAGGAUGCUUGUAGGUUGUGAGAUAGUCUCAGUUUCGGCCAUGACUUCUCAUGUGGAUACAACCUUACCCCCACCAGAUAACAUAUCCUCUCUAUUUCAACUUGAGAAUGGAUGUUCCGGAGUUUUUGUGAUGGUUGUUUCCGCAAGAGUGCCCAAGAUAGUCUGGCGUGUUGUUGGCUUAAAGGGAACGCUGCAAAUUGAGCGUGGAAAUCUAGAUGGAAGACAUGGCUACCUGGUUUCAUUUUAUGGUUCUGAUGGGCAAAACAAAAGCUCCUUCUUUUCCUUCAGCGGAGUGACUGAUGAAUUAAAAGCUUUUAUACACGACAUAUCACAGGCCACGGUUAAGAACGGCAGUGCCUAUGAAGCUGAGCCCCGCCUGUCCUUUGUGGAAGGUGCCAGAGAUGUUGCUGUUCUAGAGGCGAUGCUUGAAUCUGGAGCCAGGCAAGGGGCACUAGUUCGGGUGAAGAAGUUUUAGCCUGCCGAUGGGAUUGGAUAUCUUCUUCACCAACAUGAUCGUGAGGACUAGUUAUAUAUUUGAAUACUGAGAUUCUUUGUGUUUUCACAGUUCAAUAUAAACAAAUCAACUUAAAAUAAAAGUCUCUAUGAUAUCCAUGGGGUAGUGGUAGUGUUCAAGGAUUUUAGGGGCAAUUGGCUCCUCUGUAACUUUGAAUCAAAUCAAUAAAAACUGCUCAGAUAUUGAACUUU